AUGACAAAAGAAGAGCGGAGAUUGGAUGAACUGAAAAAAGAAACGAUUGAACAUCCCAACAGUACGAUAUCAUUGAAGCGGAUACGGAGGGAAGAUUCCAUGGAUCUAGUGAAUGAGCCUAUGAACAACCAGGGUUUAUGCAAUAAACAUGAAGUGUUCAUGAGUUUUAUGAGAGGAGAAGAUACUCAAGAAUCUUUCCCUUACCGUCUCAAUUCCUCUCUAAAGAAUGCUGGAAUUUGCAUUAUCAAAGACGAUACUGAGCUUAACAGUGAAUAUGAUAUCUCAAUCAAACUGUUGCGAAGCAUUGAAGGUUCUGGAAUUUCAAUAAUUAUGUUCUCUGAACACUAUGCUAGUUCCAAAAGGUGCCUCGAUGAACUUGCAAAAAUCAUGGACUUUCGCAGAGCACGCUACCUGGUAGUUGUGACCAUUUUUUAUGGUGUACAUCCCUCUGAUGUUCGCGAUCAAAAAUCUAAUUUUGGAAAAGAGUUUCGAAAUCUUGUACAAAGAAUUUCACCCACUGAUGAUCAAGUGUCGAGGUGGACGGCAGCUCUUAGUGAAGCUGGACGCAUGGUUAAGUUUGUUGUGCCUAAUUCCAAAUCCAAGAAUGAAAGUGAGGAUAUUGAGAAUAUUGUGAAGCAUGUUCGUUGUAUGCUGGACACGAAAGACCCGUUUGCCACAGAUAUCCUAGUUGGAUUGAGUUCUCGAGUGCAAGAAGUGAUUACAAUGCUUCAGAAUCAUCAGUCAAAAGAUGUUGUCUCUGUAGGGAUAUGGGGAAUGGGGGGUAUUGGCAAAUCAACUAUUGCUAAACUCAUUUAUGAGAACAUUCGUCCCCAAUUUGAGAGUUCAUGUUUUCUUUCAAACGUCAGGGAAGCUUGGGGAAUGGGACAAGGAAGUUCUUUACAAAGUACACUUCGUGGAAUGAUAUGUGGACCAUCAAAUAUAAGCAUAGUUGGCAUUGAAUUAGGAAGCAUAAGACUUUACCUUAAGAAGGUACUUGUUGUGCUUGAUGAUGUGAAUCAGUUGGAGCAACUAGAAGCUUUAUGGGGAACUCGUGAAUGGUUUGGUGAAGGGAGUAGAAUAAUCAUUACAACUAGAGAUUUACACUUACUUGAGGCCUUUCAAGUGGACCAUGUCUAUGCCAUGAAACUCUUGAGCAAUUGUGAGUCCACUGAGCUUUUCAAUAGGUAUGUAUUUAGACAAGAAAGUCCAGAAACAUUCAUCGAGCUUUCAAGAAGAAUGGAUGGGAGUCAGCAUUGA
Messenger RNA from Prosopis cineraria, 1257 nucleotides. Its product is annotated as disease resistance protein Roq1-like. The transcript has 5 exons. The coding region runs from base 1 to 1257 and encodes 418 amino acids. Gene Ontology annotation, biological process: defense response; signal transduction. The record is from RefSeq and is a predicted model, not a curated record. NCBI's taxonomy places the organism in Eukaryota, Viridiplantae, Streptophyta, Magnoliopsida, Fabales, Fabaceae. Gene Ontology annotation, molecular function: ADP binding.